Molecule: messenger RNA, 387 nt
Organism: Hypoxylon fragiforme
Lineage: Eukaryota; Fungi; Ascomycota; Sordariomycetes; Xylariales; Hypoxylaceae
Product: RmlC-like cupin
Exons: 4
Coding region: 1-387 (128 amino acids)
Source: RefSeq, a predicted model, not a curated record
AUGCCGUCCGAGGUACAAAUAACAAAAGCCUCCGAACUUGAGGCUCAAAGAAACGGGAAGAAUGCGGCAAUGAUCCGUCAAGGAGCCGUGGUAGGAAAAAGCGACAGAAUGUGUGCCACUGAGACCAUCAUCUACGCCGCGUCAGGCAAGGGCAUGGAGCUAAUUGGCCUACAAUUAAUGACAAGCUCUGGUGCCGACGAAGAACCCAAGAAACAUACACUCUCAGCGGGUGAUUUUGCCUUUGUCCCGCCAUGGACGGAGCAUCAAGAGAUCAAUGAGACAGACGAGGAUGUCGUCUGGAUUCUUAUUCGAAGUGGCCCAGAGCCUGUAGUAGUGUACCUGACAGGCUGGGGGGGUAGUGAAGCAAAGGCAGAUUCAAUUGAUUGA